AUGGAUAGGGCAUUCAAUCCCGACAUCCAAGCUUUUCUCGUGACCACAGCCUCUCAUCUCUCAUUGGUCCCUACUUCAUCCAAUAUGCUCCUACUUGACAACUCAUCCACUCACUCACCAUGUCUAUCUACUUGCGUGAUUGAGUGCUGGUCCGUUAUUGUUUCCCAUCUUAAAUAUAGAGCAUCUAUUUGCUGCUUCUGCAUGAAUAUGUGCUCUUCGGCCCCAACACUGCUCUUUGCAUAUGCAUGUGGAAGUAGGCAUAGUACCACUUCUUCUCUUCAUGGCCAUGCACUCAAUGAUAUCGCUGAGGUAUCGUUGGAUCUAAGGGUUGUACCUAUCAUAAUUCUACUAGAGUAA
This is a messenger RNA of Morchella importuna, 357 nucleotides long. RefSeq lists its product as uncharacterized. Lineage: Eukaryota; Fungi; Ascomycota; Pezizomycetes; Pezizales; Morchellaceae. The record is from RefSeq and is a predicted model, not a curated record. Bases 1 to 357 code for a protein of 118 amino acids. The transcript has 5 exons.